Molecule: messenger RNA, 3225 nt
Organism: Closterium sp. NIES-65
Lineage: Eukaryota; Viridiplantae; Streptophyta; Zygnematophyceae; Desmidiales; Closteriaceae
Source: the annotation of a GenBank genome assembly
AUGCGACACUCGCAGGCAACGUCGUCUCCCUGGUACGUGAGGCAUGUGAGUGCUGCUCCAGCGCAUGUGAAUGCUGCUCGAGCGCAUGUGAAUGCUGCUCCAGCGCAUGUGAGUGCUGCUCCAGCGCAUGUGAGUGCUGCUCCAGCGCAUGUGAGUGCUGCUCCAGCGCAUGUGAAUGCUGCUCCAGCGCAUGUGAAUGCUGCUCCAGCGCAUGUGAGUGCUGCUUUAGCGCAUGUGAAUGCUGCUCCAGCGCAUGUGAAUGCUGCUCCAGCACAUUCGGUGCUGACGCCCCCGGGGGACACGCCGCUAGCAGUGGAGUUAAAGCAGUUGGUGGGCAUGAUCAGCCUGAUGGCCGUGGUGAUGGGGCUCGUGUUCUUCGCCAUCGCGCUGUUGGUGGGCGACCCCUUCCUGCACACCGUGGUGUUGGGCAUUGGCGCCAUUGUUGCCAAUGUGCCUCAAGGAGUCAUGGCUGCUGUCACGGUGUCCCUGGCGCUAGCAGCGAAGCGCAUGCAUGUGCGCAGUGUGCUCGUGAAGAACCUGCAGGCCGUGGAGACCCUUGGCUCAUGCACCGUCAUUGCCUCUGAUAAGACCGCCACCCUCACUCAAAACCGCAUGACCGUCCAGCAAUGCUGGUACGACCUGCGGGUGUUUGAUUGUCCGGUGGUGCGCAACCGGGUGGAGUGGGAGGAGGUGAUGCGAGGGCCAGCAGCAGCGACAGCGUACGAGCCGCAGUCACCCACGUUUCAGAAGCUGCAGCUCAUCAUCUCGCUCUGCAGCAACGCCGUCUUCCUCACAGAGGGGCUGGUGAUGGGCAUAGAGAUGCGGCGACGCGAGUUCGACCUGCACGCGGCGCCGUGUGCAGGGGACGCGUCGGAGCAGGGGCUGCUCAAGUUGGUGGAGGCGCUGCGGCCCGCCAAGGAGCUGAGGGACCUGUACGCCAAGCUGCUCGAGAUCAACUUCUCCUCCGCCUCCACGUGGCAGCUCUCCAUCCACGUCCAGUCAGCGCAGAACCGGUUACCGCCGGUGCUGGUGAUGAAGGGCGCACCAGAGACAGUGCUGGAGCGGUGUGCAUACAUCCUGGUGAACGGGCAGGUGUACGACCUCACCAGUGACAGCCGCAAGCACUUCCAGGAGGCGUACCAGCAGAUGGGCGGCUUUGGGGAGCGCGUGCUCGGCAUGGCCUUCAGGGACCUUGAAGGGUUUCACCAACGAUUCACGCACAAGCCGCAGCCCAACUUCCCCAUGGGCGGGCUGACGUUCGUGGGCAUGGUGAGCCUCAUGGACCCGCCGCGCCCGGGCGUGCCCGAGGCCGUGGCACAGUGCCGGCGCGCCGCUGUGAAGGUGGGCAUAUUGGAGAGCAGCAAGGUGGAGGCGGGCAGUGCGGCGGUGGUGACGGGCGAUGACAUCAGGGUGUGGAGUGCACUCACCCCCAGGGAGGAGAUUUUCAAAUGGGACGAGGCCCUCUCGCACGACCAGCAUGUCUUUUCACGCUUUUCUCCACCUUCCUUGCUCUCCUCCCUGACCUCACUCCGCGCUGCUCUCCCAUUCCCCCUCCUCCCCCCCGCUUUCCCCCUUUUCUCCCCUUUUCCCCCCUUUCCCCCCCUUUCCCCCCUUUACCUCCUUCUUUCCCCCUUUCCCCCCAUUUCCCCCCUUUCCCCCCUUUCCCCCUUUUCCCCCCCUUUCCCCCCUUUUCCCGUUUCUCCCCCCUUCCCCCCUUGCUCCCUUUCCUCCCCCCUCUCCCCCCACCCCCCCCCCCCUCGCACCAGCAAGGACGUGUCCAAGGAAGCGGCGGACAUGAUCCUAAUGGACGACAACUUUGCGUGCAUAGUGAGCGGCGUGGAGGAGGGGCGGCUCAUCUUUAACAACCUCAAGAAGACCAUCUGCUACGCGCUCACCGUCAACGUGCCGCAGCUCAUCCCCUACCUCGUCAACGUGCUGCUCGGCGUGCCCCUCGCGCUCUCCACCGUGCUCAUGCUCGCCAUCUGCCUCGGCACCGACAUGCUGCCUGCUAUCUCCCUGGCUUACGAGGAGAAGGAGUCGGACAUCAUGGACCGCCCGCCACGCAACCCCAGGCGGGACCGGCUGGUGAGCUGGCAGCUGAUCAGCCAUGUGUAUCUGCUCAUCGGCGCCGUGCAGACGCUCGCUGGCUUCCUUGCCUACCUCGCUGUCUUCAACGACUAUGGCUUCCGCCCCAAUAUGUUGCAGCGAACUGGAUUUGACUUCGCGCGCAACCCCAUCAUCUGCACAUUCGACCGGGGCAACAAGCCCUACGACUGCGGGUAUGGCUGCGGCCCGCCCAACUACUCCCUCGCCAUGCCCGACACGUCCUCGCCGCCCGCGGCACAGCCCUACUGCUACCAGGGCUGCCCCAUGCCCAAAAGCAACGUGACGCCAGUGGUGGUGGAUCCGUUCAGUGAGAUGGGCGCGGCGGGGUUCAAGGGGCAGCAGUUCUGCGCGCUCACCUGCAACACAUCGGCUUCUGCCUUUCUGGGGGGUGUGCUGCCGUCGCAGUGCUCCAGCCCGUUGCUCUCCUCCAAUGUGGGGUUCCCAGGGCGACACCAGCUGGGAAAGCCACUGGGGCCGUACAACGGGUGGUACUGGUGGGCGGGGCGGAAGCAGCUGCAGCCCAACACGCAGUACCAGGUGGAGGUGUUGCGCUAUGCCCAGUCCGCCUACUUUGUCGCUGUCAUCGUCACCCACUGGGCCAACCUGCUCGUGUGCAAGACCCGCCGCCUCUUGCUCUUCCAGCAGGUCCGUGCUGCCAAUGCGGGUGCGGGCAUGCGCAACCACGUGCUGACCUUCUCGCUGUUCUUUGAGACGCUGGUGGCAGCAGCGCUCCUGUACUGGCCGUUCCUGCAGGAGGUGUUUGACACGCGGCCCCUCAAUGUGCUCUACUGGUUCAUCGGCGUGCCCUUUGCCCUCACCAUCCUCGCCAUUGGAGAGCUCUGCAAAUGGCUCAUUCGCAAGUUCCCAGGACUGUAUUCUCGCUCUUCUCAUCCUUUCGCCCCUCUCAUCCUUUUCGCCCCUCUCAUCCACCUGCCCCUCUCCUCCUCUCACCUCUCACCCUCUGCCUUUUCAGCUGUUCAAGAGGAUGGAUGGACAGAUGGACCAACAGGUAAUGCUACGCUCUGUCCGUCACAGACUCAACUGUCCCAUCCCAGCCACCUCGCUCUUUAUGCCAUAUCUCAACCUACAGUAUUACCUCCCAGUCUGUGCUCCUCUUGA